Dissoconium aciculare CBS 342.82 is the source of this 3021-nucleotide messenger RNA. RefSeq names its product DUF1212-domain-containing protein. The transcript is spliced from 2 exons. Bases 247 to 2982 code for a protein of 911 amino acids. Gene Ontology annotation, molecular function: transmembrane transporter activity. Gene Ontology annotation, biological process: transmembrane transport. Lineage: Eukaryota; Fungi; Ascomycota; Dothideomycetes; Mycosphaerellales; Dissoconiaceae. The record is from RefSeq and is a predicted model, not a curated record.
CAACAUCACGGCCGAGAUUCUCACCAAAAAAUACAGCUAACAUCUCCCUGGAAGUCCUGCGCUCAUCUUGUCAACGACCACGCGCGACCUGAAGUGAAGCCAAGCUACUAAACGGUGAGCAGCGAGCGCUGUCAUUCUCAAAUCAUUCUGGCUCCCUGGAACAUAUCAACCCGGAUGUUAUUACCGCUCAUCCAUUCGAGAAGUUCUACGGUGGUUUGCUAAGUGGCAAUACUGGAUUUGCCAAUCAUGCCUUCUCCAGUCAUCGAAUUUGCGGAUCCUUUCGCCAGCACAUCUACAGAGCCCAGAUUACAACGGACAAUAACAGAUCAGAACAAUGCUCUAUCGCCCAGUACCGUGAUCAGCCGGCGGAACAGUGUUGCAAGCGGCAUACAGAACCCUCAAAGGAGCGAUUCUGAUGACGAGCCAGAGGUCGCAGACAUUGAAGAAGAUCGACAAUCAAGGUCGACCGCAAUACAUACCUCAUCACCAGCGCGGACUCGAGAGAGCAGCAGUUCUCCGGAGCGACCUUUCGACGCCACUCUCGACGACCAGGGCGACAUUCCCGAGCUCUCCGCCCAUAUCACCCAGCAAAUUCACCAAGCGCUAUCCCGCACCGUUGAAUCCACAAGACCGAGACCUGCAAUAAGGAGUCUGAGUGUGACGUUGACCAUAGAGCCAAACGUCGAUGAAGAGAAUAGUGGUGACACGAGCUACCGCUCACUGAUCGCUGAUCGAGUACGAGAGACUGCGGAGAAGGUCGAAAGACGGGAGCGCGAGGAACGAGCGUGGGUACAUUCCGGCUCAAGAUCUGGCUCACCUCAGCGUGCAUCAAGGCCGGAACCAGUUCGACGUACGACGUAUCGUGUCACAGAGAUCACGCAAGGCGACGAGAAUGCCGUACCGCCCAGUGCGGGCCGAGACCCGGCGCCGGCUCCGGAGCAGCAACGGAGGCAGUCAAGUUCUGGUCCUACGGUUCCUGACGAUGUCGACGACUACUCUGAACCUCCAAAGAAUUACCGCAGCGGUAUCCUAGCUGCUCUUUUGAAAUUACACGGACAGCAGAAUGGCAACAGCAGCACCAACAACACUAGCGGUAGCAGCAGCAGACCAUUCGGAAGGCUCCGUGUGACGCAAAACUUCAGCGUAGAUACAAAUUCCGCCGAGCACGGCUGGCACUCACCUCCGCAUUCCCCGACUGCAGCAGAGACGACCACUCCCUUGGGCAACCAUUGGUACUCACAUGGACGGACCCGCAGAUUCUCCGUGGCUUCGGCGAGCAGCACGCUCAUCGGCUCGCGAGAGCCUAGUUCGGCAGGACUAAUCGAUGAUGGAAGAAAGGAUAGGAAAGGAAAGAAGUCCGGCAUCAAUAAGCGCUCGUUGAGCGCCAACGCUGCCCUUGCUGCCUUGAAUCGUCGUCUGAGUACUCGGUUACGAACGGACGAGGAGGUCAGAAUCACAAAACACAUCGCACAGACGAUUCAACGACAGCGAUAUUUGCUACGUUUAUGCAAGGCGCUAAUGCUUUACGGAGCACCGACUCACCGUCUGGAAGAGUACAUGAUGAUGACGGCGGGAGUGCUUGAGAUCGAUGCUCAAUUCCUGUACAUUCCAGGCGCCAUGAUCAUCUCAUUCGACGACACCGACACGCAUACUGCCGAAGUGAAGCUUGUCAAAGUCACCCAAGGAUUAGAUCUGGGCAAAUUGCGAGACGUCCACGAGAUCUACAAGGAAGUGGUUCAUGAUCACGUCGGCGUUGAAGAUGCAACGCUCAGGCUGAAGGAGAUCACAUCGAGGGGAGUCAAGCACAGCAUAUGGUUCCGCAUUCUUUUCUACGGAAUCGCCACCAUGUGCGUCGGUCCCUUUGGAUUCGGCAUGCGUUUGAUUGACCUGCCCAUCGCCUUUAUAUUGGGCUGCAUCCUAGGGAUUCUCCAGCUCAUUGUGGCGCCGCGGUCACCUCUUUACGCCAACGUGUUCGAGGUCGUCGCAGCGAUGAUCACUUCGUUCCUGGCGCGGGCGUUCGGAAGCAUCAAUGGUGGCAACCUCUUCUGCUUCUCCGCCCUCGCGCAGUCGUCAAUAGCACUCAUCCUACCUGGAUACGUGGUCCUGUGCGCAUCGCUGGAGCUACAAUCGCGAUCGAUCGUCGCGGGAAGUGUGCGAAUGGUAUACGCCAUAAUCUAUUCCUUAUUCCUCGGCUUCGGCAUCACGAUGGGAACGGCCUUCUACGGCAUCAUCGACGAAAACGCCACGUCGGCCACCAAAUGUCACCACCCGUUACCCAACUACUGGUUCUUCUUCUUCGUCCCUUGCUUUGCCUUUUGUUCUUCAAUCAUCAACCAGGCAAAAUGGCGGCAGAUUCCUGUCAUGGUCUUUCUCGCCUUUGCCGGCUACCUCACAUCUUUCUUCUCUUCGAAACGGUUCGCGGGCAGUCCGCAGAUCAGCAGCACCCUCGGCGCCUUUGUCAUAGGCGUCCUGGCGAACGUCUACUCGAGGAUGGGGCAUCGGGUCGAGAAUUGGGUCCUGGACGUCUUCGAAGACCGCGUGCUGCCGUGGUGGCAGGGAAUGCGGAAGCUCGUGUUUGAGAGGAGUAGCACCCGCGACACACCCAGCGCGAUGGAACAAGGCGCGGCCGCGACGACGACGACGAACACUCCAGUGACCCGCGUGCGGAAGAUUGGCUACAGUCUUGCGGCCGCUGCCAUGUUGCCGGCAAUCUUUGUGCAGGUGCCGGGAGGUCUGUCGGUGAACGGCUCCCUGGUCUCGGGAAUCGCAUCGGCCAACCAGAUCACGGGUCACGGCUACAUCAGUCCGAAUGUGAUCAACGGCACAUCCUUCGGAUCACCACAAGGCGGGUUGAAUGCCGUCAUCUUCAACGUCGCAGCCUCGGUCAUUCAAAUUGCCAUCGGCAUCACCGUCGGCCUGUUCCUGAGCGCAGUCGUCGUCUAUCCGUUCGGCAAGAAACGAUCCGGACUAUUCGCCUUUUGAGACAAAAGAAAGCGUCUCAACGAUCUUCUAUCCUCGUCC